Molecule: messenger RNA, 1170 nt
Organism: Homarus americanus (American lobster)
Lineage: Eukaryota; Metazoa; Arthropoda; Malacostraca; Decapoda; Nephropidae
Gene: CRIF
Product: growth arrest and DNA damage-inducible proteins-interacting protein 1-like
Exons: 4
Coding region: 139-921 (260 amino acids)
Cellular component (GO): nucleus
Source: RefSeq, a predicted model, not a curated record
GUCUGUUCUCCUGUAAACAAUGACGAGCCAAAGUUCCAAACAAGGCGACUGACGGGUUGAGGCACAGCGACGGCCACCACCUGGUAACAGCUGAUGUCAGUGCAAGGAAGAGCAAAGGGCACGUUUAAAGAGUGAACGAUGACUUUAUAUCGUGUAUUACAAACAGGUUUUAGGAAAGGGAGUCGAAGGCCUUCAACACACCGAUGUGUCUGGUCUCAGCAGACCACAACAGACCUUCCGACUGAAGUCGUUGAUUACGAUGACAAGAGCCAAUAUGAGGACAUAAUCGAGAAGAAAAGAAACAAAUCCAGACUAAACACAAGGCACUUCCAAGAAUUUCACAAACUGUCUAGACAGUUAACAGAAGAUGAGGAGCAGGCAUUUAGAUUGUCGUACCAACGUAAACUGUAUGGACUACACGGUGCUGCUAGUGGGAUCAAUCCUGCUAAAUUAUGGCCAAGUAUGGAGGAAAUGAAUUGGAAUAAAGAAUAUGAAAGAGUUAGUUGUCCAAAUUCUAUACAUGAAAUGAUUAAUAAGGCAAUAAAAUUGAAGGAGGAGGAACAGCGGAUGCUGAAACAAAGGCAAGAGGACUUGGUGCACAAGGUGGCCAAAUUGGAAGGAUGGAAGAAGGAAGUCCGUCAGCGUAUUGAGAAACAAGAGAAGGAGGCACAAGAAGCUAAGGGAAAGAAGGAACGCCUUAUUGAAGAGGUACGUCAGAUCCUUGGUUAUCGCAUUGAUCCAAGGGAUGAGCGCUUCAAGGAGGCUCUGUUACAAAAAGAACAAGCAGAAAGGAAAGCAUCCAAAGCUGCUAAAAAGUUAGAACGACAGCAACGUAUGAUUGAGAAAUUGAAGAAAGCUGCCAGUAAUGAGACAGAUGCUAAAACAACCCAUGAAAACAAACCAUCAGAGGAUUCUUUGUGAUUUUAGAUGAAAUAGACCACUGAACACUGCUAAACUUUCGUGAAUCCUGCUAAAAUCACACACCCUAGCGAUUUUUUUUUUUUGCCAGUGUAAAUGGAGCAUGUAAAGGCCUGCAUGCUGCUUCAUUUUCAUCAAUUCAAAGCAUUGAGAAUAGUAAAUCACACUGUGAAAUUUAUUCUACUUGGUGAGUGGAAUAUUUUGGUAUUGUAUAUAUUCCUUAAAGUUAAAUAAUUUUUGUGUUCCUCAUAA